Molecule: messenger RNA, 6339 nt
Organism: Meleagris gallopavo (turkey)
Lineage: Eukaryota; Metazoa; Chordata; Aves; Galliformes; Phasianidae
Source: RefSeq, a predicted model, not a curated record
CUCGGCUGCCCGCCCCGGCUCGGUGCCUGCCGGAUGCUUUGGGGCGGCUGCGGUUCCCAGGCUGAGCACCGAGUUUGUCCCCCGGCAGAGCAAACGAGGUACCUGCACAAAUGGGGAAACGGAGGCACUCUUUGCGGGGAACAGCAGUGACAGCAGCAGAAUGAGCAGCCCAUUGAAAAAAGAGAGCUCGAACCGCCUGCUCCUCCUCUCCUCCGUUUGUUCCCGUCUGUCCAGAACACGAAGGUUCCGCACCCCCACCCCAUCACUGCUGCCAUUCCUCCCCCGUCUCCUCCCGCCCUCCUUGCCGUUCCCUGGCUGCAGGAUCUGGCCGUGCCGUCCCCACAGUCCCCGCCGGAACGCGCUGCCGCCCCUCCGAAGGUCAGUGCCGGUUCUGUUGCUGCCCGCAGCUCUGAGCCCUGCCCGUCCUGUGUCUCCUGGUUUGCCGUUCCAGCUUUGCCACCGAUUCAGGUCUCAUCCAUCCCUGGCAACUUUACCUCCCCCUAUCACAGCAGCUUGCCCCUGCCAGCCCUGAGCUGCAGGUGUGGAAGAGGAGCCCCAUUGCCCAUAGUCUUCUUAUUCUUUCUGUUCACGGUGUCUUGUCCCUCUCUCAUUCUCUGAUAGUGAAGACUGUUCGGAACCAAAUGAAACUCAAGAGCAUUGCCAUAAACCCGUUCACAAAAUGGUAGGGUGUCAAACGGUUGCAAAAUGCUUCCAAGGGACAUCAGAGCAGCGGGGUUCCUGGCGGCUGCCUGGGAAGAUGCUGAACUGGGACCGGGAGUAUCCCACUGCGCCAGAUGUGCUCUGAGUCACUCCUUGAGACUUACUUACAUACACAUACCUCGGUAGGGGUAGUGCUGCUGUCACUCUGUGCUGUUGCUAUCAUUGUCCUGCCUCUGCAGGCAGGGCUGCACACAGAGGGGGGCUUCAGAACUAGCAGAGUAGACAUAUAUAUUCAUUUCUCUGCUCCAUCAAUGAGUGCUCUGAUAGCUACUAAGCCACCACUUUACGUUCCCAGCUCCCCUAUGAAAAGGGAAACAAAACACUGCUGGGCUUUGUACAGACAGGUCAUGAGCUGUGGGCAACCGGGUAGAGCUCUGAAGCUGUGGGAAAGACAUACAGCCAGGCACUUAGCAGCCUGCCACCACCUCCUGCUAGCCACCAUGCUCUUGGUCACCCACUGUCCCUGAUAAGAGCAUUCCAAGCUCCCUGAAUUCCUUUUCCAACAGGAUCAAGAAUUAUGCUUGUAGCUGAGUGAUAAUUUGUAACAGAAGUAGCUCCCUGACUGUCAGAACCAAUUUUUGCCAAGUGAAGCAUGAACUGCUCGCAUGCACAUAAGGGAAGUCAGAUGCAGACUGUAACUAGGCUCUGUGAUGUGCCGGCACUCUGAAGUGAUCCCACAGCAGAUCACACCAGUGAGAGGAUGUUUGCAAGGUUCUUUGAUUUGCAUGGAGGUAUUCCCUGUCUUCUUGUUCUCUUUAGAUCAGCCUUUGAAGAGGGCUGACUGACUUAUCUGCCUUGCAAGAGAGAGCAAAGGAAGAGCAUCCGGUGAUGAGCAGGAUGGUGGGGAGGGGACAGCAGUCACUACCAGGCAGCACAGACAGUCUGUGUGGAUGUUAAUAGGAAGCUGGUUUCUGGCUGAGCUGUCAGAUGUUAGAAGGGCUUUGCUGACGACUUUCUCAGACCUACAGAAGGACCUCAGGGUAUGCAAGUGCAUAGCGCUGAGCCUAAGCCAGUGCAGUCAAGUAGCAGUAGGAAUACAACAGCCAUAACAGCCUGAGCACACCCUGCUGCACACAGGGAAGCUCUCUUGUCCCAAGGGUAUUAGGUAACAACAGCCCUGGUCCCUCAGCCAGAUACUGGGCCAGACUCCCUGGAGGGUCUGGGUGAGCUCCCCUGCUUCCUAUACAUUCAUACAGUGUGGGGUGUUCAGUUCCAGUGUGGCUGUAGGGUGAACUUUUGGCUGUACUGAGAACUGACACUGCUAUUUUCACUGGUGGUGUUCACACACCAAUGCAGAGCUGAGAUCACAUCUACGUCUACCAAAGAUAAAUAGAUUGCACCUCAGAGCUGGUCAGCCCACUUUUCCAGAGAAGUCAGUUCAUCCCUCUGCCAUACAGGCAGAAUAAAUAGGCCAUUCCACAUCUAUGAACCUCAAGGUUUCUAUGAAGGAGAAGAGGCUUAGCCAGAGAUCAAGUUUCUGUGCUGCACCCACCACAAGGCAAAUUCACAUUCAGACAGCCUUGAGGACUCCUCCGCUUCAGGACUGGUAAGUGUCCAAGGGAGAAAUCUGCAUGUCUACAAAUGAAGGGCAGUGACCUGGGUUCCAGAGAGUAGGGGUAGCAUGUGCUUCCUUCCCUGAUGAAGGAGAGGCUGCCACUCCAUGAGGAGCAUUUGACUCCUGGCAGCUGCUGCGAAGUGCAUGGGAGGCUGAGGACUGCAUCCUGCUUUGUAGCCUUUACGUGCCUUUAACACUUCCUUCAUUGCAGCAGUGGUUAUGUUGAACAGGGCUUGCAGUGAUUCCAAGCAGCUGACAUCCCCAAAUCUGCACCAAUACUUGGAGCACCUGCAGACCCACAGUCACAUGCCUCUUGCAGUGCUUCUGCUUCAGGCACUCGCACUGCCUGUGCUCCCAGUCCCAAACCUGAAUCAGAAUGCACAAGCUAGAGCUUGAUUAAUUGCAGAGAUUCCAUGAUCUCCAUACUUGUGGUAAGCCAGCCUUGGACCACACAGUAGUAACCACGGCACACCCAUACAAACACUGCAGAGGGAAAAGGACUCCAGUCAUGUUUAUUCAAGAGAAAUUAUGCCUGUGAACAUAGACAGAUUGAUAUAAAAUAUAUUAUUUCAGCUCCAGAACUAAAAAAACAUGCUGUGCCUGUGAUGGAGAACUAGAGUUUCUCCACGCAACCUCACCUUCAGCCUGCAAUCCAAAUGCCUGUUUUGAUGGCAGGGGACUGAUGCAGAAAGCCCAGUUCUAGGGGAGAGCUGCCCUGUGGGGCAGAGAGAAGGAAUAUGUUUCUUGAUCACUGAAAGCAAAGCAUAGGGUGUCCCAUCAGAGUUGCCCUCCCCAAAAACUCAUCACUUGGGCACAAUAUGAAACUGGGUAGUAGCUGCUACUGCCAAAAACGUUUCCAGCCUGUAUCUAGUGUGUGAUGCUUGUUCUAGGAGCAGGUACUGAAAGGACUGAAAACAGAAGCUAUCAAACUGUAUUUCGGUAUUGGCGGAGCAAACACCUCAGGUCGUCCAGCUGGUCGAGGUUGGAGCUCCACUGCUGGGAACAAACUUCACACCCCUCCUUUUAUCAGCUGGACCAGCUGGGAGGUGAAAAUUCUGGCUCCCUUCUCCCACACAGGUGGAGGCUGUGCCACUCCCCCAGGUCUCACUUCCAGCAUCAUUGGUCCAAGGUGACAUCUGAGCCUGGGGUAUGGAUUCCUUCCAGGGCCAGAAUGGGGGAGCACGGAACCCUUUACUCCCACCUUACCCUCACCUAUCCUGCAGGCCAGCAGUGACCAGAAGAACCUGCUGAAAUGCAUGUGUGUCACAGAGCUGAGAGUGGAGCUGUCUGUGUCCUGCCAGCCAACAGAUCCAUCAGCCAAUCCAACAGGCCAAGCAGCACUUCUCCAGUCUCUCUCCUCUCUCCCUGUGUUGCCACAGGCUCCAGCACCACACCACGGCACAGAACGAUGGAGCAUGAGGACUUCACCAGCUUGGCUGGGUACUGGAAUUCCUCUGACAGUUACCAGUUCAGCCCUGCUAGUGUCAUUGUCCCUGUGGUCUUCUCCCUCAUCUUCCUCCUGGGGACAGUUGGCAACAGCCUGGUGCUGGCAGUGCUGCUGCGCAAUAGGCAAAUGGGCCACAACACUACCAACCUCUUCAUCCUCAACCUCAGCCUGGCUGACUUCUUCUUCAUUGUCUUCUGCGUGCCUUUCCAGGCCACCAUCUACUCCCUGGAGGGCUGGGUCUUCGGCUCCUUCAUCUGCAAGGCUGUCCACUUUUUCAUCUACCUCACUAUGUACGCCAGCAGCUUCACAUUGGCUGCCGUCUCUGUGGACAGGUACCUGGCCAUCCGUUAUCCGCUGCGCUCCCGGGAGCUGCGAACCCCGUACAACGCGGUGGCUGCCAUGGCUGUGAUCUGGGGUCUCUCUGUGGUCUUUGCUGGGCCCUACCUGAGCUACUAUGACCUGAUUGAGUGGGAGUCCAGCUAUAUCUGCAUGCCUGGCUGGGAGGAGUGGAGACGCAAGGUCAUGGACACCAGCACGUUUGCCUUUGGCUAUGUCAUCCCAGUUCUGGUCAUCAGCCUCUCCUACACCAGGACCAUCAAGUACCUGUGGACAGCAGUGGAACCCUUGGAGGACAUGUCAGAGUCCAAGAAGGCCAAGCGGAAGGUAACUAAAAUGAUCAUCAUCGUAACCAUCCUUUUUUGCCUGUGCUGGCUACCCUACCACGUAGUCAUCCUCCGAUACCUCUAUGGAGAUUUCCCUUUCAACCAGGCCACCUACGCCUUCCGUCUGCUUUCCCACUGCAUGGCCUAUGCCAACUCCUGCCUCAACCCCAUCGUCUAUGCACUGGUAUCCAAGCAUUUCCGUAAGGGCUUCAAAAAAGUCUUCAGCUGUCUCCUGAGGAAAAAGCACCGCAACAAGGUGCAUGUGUUACACGCUGCUCACAUUGUGCCUGGCUUCGGGGCAGGCUCCACUGAAGUGUCCCAGGUGCAUGAGGAAAAUAACAGGUGUGAGCCGAACCCAGAUUCCCUGGCAGUCCCCUCUGGUUCUUCCAAGCACCUUCACCUUUCUUAGUAUCUCCACACCAUCUACCAACCCAGCUGUGCCAUCUGCCUCAGGCCACUCUCUCUCAUUGAAUGAGACAGGAUGCUAGGAAAGGCGAGACAGAAAUCUUGCUUAUCCUGCUUCUGGCCUUGCUGUUCCUCUUCUUUCUGGGUACCAAUUGUCCUCCUAAGCCAUCUCCCCACAUCUUGUGUGCAAGGGAAGGAAUGGACCCACACUUGCUCUUGAUCCACAGUCCACCUGGAGUUCAAGGACUAAUGCUCCAGCUCUUCUGUUGACUCUCAUCCUUCUAAGUCCUCUACUUAGCAGCCCCACUACACUGGACACAUUUGUUUGCUGUCAGAUGGUCCCGUCUUGCCUCCUGUUGUCUGAUCUGGACAAAGUGUUUCUUAUGGAGUGGCAAGGAGACAGGCAGCGUGAGCAGGGCCAGGUGAACAAAGGAGGGACAGAGAGCAACCACCAUUGCCCAUGGAUUUUUACAGUGGUGGCUUCUGUACUGGCUGUGCUGCCCUCCUGGUGGACAAGUCCUUCCCUGGGGUGUGGGGCUGUGGGUUGUCUGUAUGUCUGUAUGUGUGCGAUAUUGCUGCUGUAAAUACUAGGGAGAUGUUUUUCUGACCCAAGGUAAAUAAAUGUAUUUCCCUAAUCGAGGCAAUAGAGGGGCCUCUGAUGGUGAUCUGGGAUUGGAAUGGACUACCCACACCUCAGUGUGGCCUUUUUCUUAUCUGGUAUAAAUAAACAUACUACAGAAAUUACUAUCAAGCAAUUUCUACUGAGCCAAACCCUGCCUCACAUCCCCACUACCACACCACAGCCAUGCUUACUGACAUAAUCACUGGGCCUCUCUGCUCAUCCUCAGACCAGGCCCAGGCAGGAGGAGGUUCAGAGGAAGAGUUUCUGGAUGGGGUUGGUCCAGGGUUUGCCGAGAGGUUACCAUCAUCAUCUUGCUGCAUCAACACUCUCUCACACCUCAAGCCAUCAAACUCCAAGCCUGGGAAACCACACAUGCAAAGAGUCACUGCCCAGAGAUGUACAGGCAUUCCCUUACUCUGCCUGCACAUCUCUUCAUGUCAGAUUAAUCACUCUGCAACACAGAUGAUAUUUUUCUCAGAAGAUAACUGAACUCCACCAGCCACAGCUUAGAAUCUACCAUCAACAUAUAAAAGCAGCUUUGCCCAUCCAUCGCUCUUUGGCUGCAUCAUCCAUUGUCCUGCCUGCAUAGCUGAGUCUUUGCAAAAGGGAUGCGGGAAGUUCUCUGUCCACAGUGCAGCAGAUGGUUGUCUUCAGGGCAUGCUGAAUGCCAAACAUGCAAUCCUGUAGCUUCAGGGAGGAAAACUCUCAUCUCCUUUUCUGAGGCUGAUUAGAUGUUAGUAGAUGCCUUCCUGCUGUUACUAAAUUACUAGAGAUGGAGAAAGCCUUUCCAGCUGAGUUUGAUCUGAAAAACAGAUCUGAGAAAACAUGCAAACACAACAGACUCCCACACCAGAGACUUGCACCCAAGACUGGGAAUAAUUUACCAUUACCUCCUUGCUGUGCUCAGUGCAGUCCAGCCAACUCUCCC